Messenger RNA from Tripterygium wilfordii, 1428 nucleotides. RefSeq lists its product as uncharacterized. NCBI's taxonomy places the organism in Eukaryota, Viridiplantae, Streptophyta, Magnoliopsida, Celastrales, Celastraceae. The record is from RefSeq and is a predicted model, not a curated record. Bases 1 to 1428 code for a protein of 475 amino acids. The transcript has 2 exons.
AUGGUCAAUUCCGGAUGGUUAAAUUUUGAUGGGAUCAGGAAGCCCGAUGUGACCACUAAUCCUCUACCGAAUCAUGGCAAUAGACAUACUAAUGUCGUUGAGGGUUCUGGUGAGUUUAAGAGGACAAUUACAGAGGUAACUAUGCCUUUGAGUUUGGUGUUGGAUGCUUUGGAAAAUGAGAGACUUAUUAAAAGAGAUGAGCUAGACUUGACAUUGAAAUAUGAUGGCUAUGAUGAAUUGAAGACUUGUGAAUUUCACAAAGGCAUUCAAGGACAUUCUCUGGAGUGUUGUUUUCAAUUUCAAGUAAGGGUGCAAGAUUUCAUUGAUAGCAAGAAAGUAGUAUUUGGGGUAAAGUCAGAGUGCUCAAGUGCAAUCAAUGUUAUCGGGGAUGAAUUCUAUAAGGGACCAAGGCCUAGUGGGCGGGCAAAGCCAAUUGUCUUGCAGUACUUUUUAGAGGAUCAACCUAUUGUAAAAAGUCCACUUCCUUCAAAGGCUGCUUACGUGACUAAUAAGGUUGUUCCCUGGGAGUCAAAUGACCCAGUGUCAGGAACACAAGCCGAAAGGAAAUGGAAGGGAAAAGAUGUCGUUGGAGCAUAUGAGAAUUUGAAAGAUUUGAAGAAAGAUCAGAUUGUAUGUGAAGAAAUUAAGAAAACAGUGUCUGAUGGAGAAAUUCAGGAGUUUCUAAAGAUUGUCCGUCAAAGUGAAUAUAUGAUUGUAGAUCAGCUGAAAGAGACUCCGGCAAAGAUUUCCAUCUUGGAAUUAAUCAUGAGUUCAGAGCCACCGCGUAAAGUGUUGUUGAGAAUGCUGAAUCAGGCCUAUGUGUCGACAGAAUCUUUUGAUGGGAUCGUCAGAAAUGAGGUCGCGGCUCACCUGUUAUCAUUCACUGAAGAGGAGAUUCCAGAUGCAGGGAUGGGCCAUGACAAGGCAUUGCAUAUUUAUGCCAUGUGUAGGGGUUUUGAAGUGGCGAGUGUUUUGAUUGACAAUGGAUCGUCGUUGAAUAUUCUGCACAAGGAGACUUUUGAUAGAUUGCCAAACGAUAGAUCAUAUUUGAAGCAAGUACUAGUGGUGGCUAAAGCCUUCGAUGGAACCAGGAAGGAGAUAAUGGGGGAGAUUGAGGUCCCUCUAGAGAUCGUAAGUGUGACCUUCAAUGUGCCUUUUAUGGUUAUGGAUAUAUCGCCUAUUUACAGUUGCCUAUUAGGUAAGCUGUGGAUCCAUACUGCUGGAGUGGUACCAUUGUCUUUACAUCAGAAUCUCAAAUUUGCUCACGGAGGAAGAGUUUACAUUGUUAAGGGCCAGUUGGAAUGGAUGGUGGCUAGUGUUUCAAACUCACUCCAUAUUGAUGCGCCCCUACAGGAUAUUGAAAGCUCAUUCCAGUCCUUGGAGAUUGCUACUGCUAGUUUUGUGAAGGAAGAGCAGCUUCUGGUGUAG